This is a messenger RNA of Pungitius pungitius (ninespine stickleback), 2901 nucleotides long. RefSeq names its product leucine-rich repeat neuronal protein 4. Bases 850 to 1569 code for a protein of 239 amino acids. The transcript is spliced from 2 exons. The record is from RefSeq and is a predicted model, not a curated record. NCBI's taxonomy places the organism in Eukaryota, Metazoa, Chordata, Actinopteri, Perciformes, Gasterosteidae.
AAGAAGUUUUCAUGUCACCUCAACAAAAACAUGUUGUUCAGUUUAUCUCUUUCCUGGAAGAGCUGAGUUGAGUUUUAUUGUUCUGAAGUUGUUGUUAUCUCAAGUUGGUUACCACCACUUCUUAUUUCACCUCUUAUUUUAAUCCAGUUCUGGUGGGUUUUUAUUUUUUAUUUUUAAAGAAAAGUACCCGCAUGGCAAUUUCACAGAUUGUAAAUCCUUCCAAGGACAAGUCCAGCCACGUCCAUUCCCGGGCCAUUUGGCAAACACAUGCCCAACAGUUUAAGUCCUCUCACUUUUCACGUAUGGACCAAAGUCAUACAUUAUAUUUAGGUGAUGGUUACGUGGCUGAAAUGGGAUGUGCGGUCUGGAGCCACCGCCAUCUGUCACCAAUGAUGAAUUCCAAUGAAUGGAAGCCCUGACACAGAGCUUUCACAAUCCUUUUCAAUUCCACUCCGCCCCUAAAAAGGGCAACAAGAGCUCAUCAACAAGUAGGACACGCACUAAAAAACCUGCACACCACCAAGGAAUGUGACUGGAAUUCCUUUGCCAGAAAAUUAGUAGCACUGAUGUAACCAAUAGCAGACUGCAGUUAUACCGCUAACAGGACAGACACACACACACAUGUAUACAGUCAUUCACAGUACCAGACCAUUUAGCAAGGAGGAGGGGGGAGCAGAAGGGUCAGGAAUAAGGGGGGGGACUGUGGGAGGUGCAGAAGGAGGAGGUGAUUGUUGGGGAGACUAACAGCAUAUAAAGGUGGAGCGAGGAAUAGACGCAGCAAGACCGGGAGGAAGGAGCCUCUUCACUUUUACCACAGAAAUACCCAACUUUCGCAAAAGCCACAGUCCAAUGGCUGCCAGCAGAGAUUUGGCUUUUCCCCUGGUGAUCCUGUGCCUGGUUCUCAUCAGAGGUUCCUCUCCCCUGCCUGCGACAUCCCGAGUCCCGGAGAAGGAUCCCGUGAGACCCCAGACCCCGCGUGGGAUGGAGUACGACUACAAGUUCCCCACAGAGGACUACUCCGACCACACCCCCGCCACACCUUCAACGCCGAAAAGAGAGCCUCCGAACGGAGGCGCCUCCAAGCGAUGCCCCUACGACACCUGUCUCGAGGGUCAGGUCCCCUGCGCUGCCCUGGCCUCCUCCACCGGAUGCCGGUGUCCAGGCUCCACGUUGUUCAACGAGGUCCCGGAGGCCCCCGAGCUCAAGUCGCUGUCCCUCAACGGGUCCGACGUCGUCGCUCGCUGGUGCGCGCCCAACUCGUACGUCACGGCGUACGUGGUGAGCGUCGGGGGCGAAGACAGGAGGACGUUCGCCAGGGAGCGCCGGAGCGGCCCGCUGGGCCACGUGGACGCCGCGGCGGAGGUUUGCGUGGCGUCGGUGAACGACGCCGGACGCAGCGGGGGGUCCUGCCUGGAGCACCGGCCCGCGGGCGGCGGCCUGCCCCUGACGGCCGGACUCGUCGGGGGAGGCCUGGGCUUCCUGCUGUUCUCCGUCCUCGCCGUCCUGCUCUGGAGGCGCAAGAGGCAGCGGAAACGGGAGGCCGGCAUCUCCGUGCACGACGCACAGUGAGGCGGGACUCCGCCCGAGGAGACUCCUGGGGGGGGGGGGGGUUACGUUGAAAUGUCCGAGGAGGGGGGCGGUUACACUGUGGGGAAAUGAACACAUCAGUCCCCACAUCCCCACAUCUGGGAAGACCACGUUUCUCCAAAAACAUCAGCUGUCAUGUUCCCCAGUAAUCCAAUCAGGGUUUAACUUAUUAAGUAGCAGCAGGGAGCACAGAUUGCUAAUGUUUCUCUUUUUUUUAUUGUCAAGGAUCAAAUUAGUUUUUCUUCUUUUAACAGUGUAGGUUGUUUUAAUGAGGGCGAUAUUAUUUGUAAUACAACUAAAAGGGUGAUUUCCGACUAGAGACAAUGGCCGACAAAGGUUCCAAUCAUUUGCGGUCCUGUUACAAUAAUUUAAUUGAGGUAAGGUAGGCCCUCAUUGUAAGUUUUAAAGAGUAUUUAAAUACGGAGUGAAAUGAUGUACUGAAAAGACUGGAAGUGAAUUUUGUGCUGUAUUAUAUUCCGUAUUUAAAUGAAAUAGUUUGGUGUAUUGCCAUUGAGAUGUGUCAUGUCAAUCUUCCUAAAGUACUAAAGAGACGACGGAAGUCUACAGCACACAAAACGAGACUGAAACUACUGAUUAUGAAGUAUUUUAGACAUCUUUUGGAUGGGUGAGUCGUGCCAUCGUACUGGAUGAGCACGAGUGUUCCCAGCUGUCUCAGCCUUUUCUCCGGAUGUAGAAUUUUGUGAUGCUGGUCUCAUUCCAGCCCAGACUUGGCUCAAACUGGUAUGAAGCUUUUUUUUUGUUUUUUGUGUACAAGCUUGCAUGUGCAUGUCUCUCAGCCACGUUCUGAUUCCUUUCUGCUCCGGUUGAUGCCACGGAGUCGUUCCGCUGCUCCCGGCCUCCUCCUCGCUCACCACACCGCUGCAUUACUAACAAUCGCUAAGAGUCUGACGAUAUAUAAUAAGGAAUAAGAGUCCGAGUCUGAGAGUUUGACGUCAUACGACUUCUGUAAAUUGGGAGAAAUGGCUGAAAUGGCCUGAAAGGUGUUGAGUUUGCGACACACAUUCAGCCCCCGAGGGCAGUCGCCCUCACACCCAGAGGAAAGUCUUGGCAUGUGCGGACCAGUUUGAGACAAAAUGCAAAAACAGGGGCGUACAAUGCUGUGUUUGUUUUUAGCAAAAAAUCCUUUUGAAUCCUUAAACCUACAAAAUAGGUUUGACGGGAACUGCAAGCAGAGCAGUGCAUUUCUGCCGAUGGUACUAGAACAGCACAAUCACAUGUGGUUUAUAUUAAUUCAAAAUGAAUGUGGUUUCUUUCUCAAUAAAAACAUUUUAUUUGUGGAACUUUGGAUGUUUU